CCUUGGCUUCAAAUCUACUACGGAGAAUUAAGGAUGUUUAUUCCGGGGAAGAGUCAAAAGUUUAUGCUGCAUCGCGGCUGUUUUUUCCGACAUCUAAUUAUAUAUAUAUAUAUUGCAUGAACAUUUCAAUUCUAAUUAAAUUUUAAGGUAUUAAUUAUCAUUAAGUAUAACUAAACUAUAAUGAGUUCUAUUAGAAUUGAGUCAGAUGCCUUUGGAGAAAUUGAAGUACCUUCCGAUAAAUAUUGGGGUGCUCAAAGUCAAAGAUCCUUAGGAAACUUUGAGAUUGGAGAUAUUAAGAUGCCCGCAUCAAUUGUUAAAUCUUUUGGGAUUUUAAAGAAAGCUGCCGCUAUAGUUAAUGAAGAACUUGGAGCUUUAGAUCCAAAAUUAGCUGCUGCCAUUAAGGAAGCUGCUACUGAAGUUGCUGAAGGUAAAUUACUUGAACAUUUCCCAUUAGUUAUAUUUCAAACUGGUUCUGGUACUCAAUCUAAUAUGAAUGCAAAUGAAGUUAUAUCUAAUAGAGCUAUUGAAAUUUUAGGAGGAGUUAAAGGUUCUAAAAAACCUGUUCAUCCAAAUGAUCAUGUCAAUAUGUCUCAAUCAUCUAAUGAUACUUUCCCAACAGUUAUGCAUAUUGCAGCUGUAACUGAAAUAUCUAAUGCACUUUUACCAAAUUUAAGAGAUUUACGUGAUGCCUUACAAAAGAAAUCAGAAGAAUUUAGUAAAAUUAUUAAAAUUGGUAGAACUCAUUUACAAGAUGCUACUCCAUUAACUUUGGGUCAAGAAUUUUCCGGUUAUGUUCAACAAUUAACUUUUGGAAUUGAAAGAGUUGAACAAAGUUUACCAAGAUUAUCUUUAUUAGCUCAAGGUGGUACUGCUGUUGGUACUGGUUUAAAUACUAGAAAGAAUUUUGAUGUUAAAGUGGCUGAAGAAGUUUCUAAUCUUACAGGAUUACCUUUUAAGACUGCUCCAAAUAAAUUCGAAGCCUUAGCUGCUCAUGAUGCUAUUGUUGAAGCUUCUGGUGCAUUAAAUACAUUAGCAGUUUCAUUAUUUAAAAUUGCCAAUGAUAUUAGAUACUUAGGUUCUGGUCCAAGAUGUGGAUAUGGUGAAUUAUCUUUACCAGAAAAUGAACCUGGUUCAUCAAUUAUGCCUGGUAAAGUUAAUCCAACUCAAAAUGAAGCUUUAACAAUGGUAUGUGCUCAAGUUAUGGGUAAUCAUACUACUAUUACAUUUUCUGGAGCUUCAGGUCAAUUUGAAUUAAAUGUUUUUAAACCAGUUAUGGCUUAUAAUUUAUUAUCAUCUAUUAGAUUAUUAGGUGAUGCUGCUCGUUCUUUUAGACUUCAUUGUGUAGAAGGUAUAAUUGCUAAUGAAGCUAAGAUUGAUAAACUCUUAAAUGAAUCAUUAAUGUUAGUUACUGCUUUAAAUCCAAAAAUUGGUUAUGAUAAUGCUUCAAAAGUGGCUAAGAAUGCUCAUAAAAAGGGUUUAACAUUAAAGGAAUCAUGUCUUGAAUUAAAUAUGUUAACCGAAGAAGAAUUUGAUCAAUGGGUUAGACCAGAAAAUAUGCUUGGACCAAAGUAAUUGAUUACUUACUAUUAAAACUUUUAUUUCAUAAUAU
Molecule: messenger RNA, 1609 nt
Organism: Scheffersomyces amazonensis
Lineage: Eukaryota; Fungi; Ascomycota; Pichiomycetes; Serinales; Debaryomycetaceae
Gene: FUM11
Product: fumarase
Exons: 1
Coding region: 181-1572 (463 amino acids)
Biological process (GO): tricarboxylic acid cycle; fumarate metabolic process; malate metabolic process
Cellular component (GO): mitochondrion; tricarboxylic acid cycle heteromeric enzyme complex
Molecular function (GO): fumarate hydratase activity
Source: RefSeq, a predicted model, not a curated record